Messenger RNA from Drosophila willistoni, 1232 nucleotides. RefSeq names its product plancitoxin-1 (gene DNaseII). NCBI's taxonomy places the organism in Eukaryota, Metazoa, Arthropoda, Insecta, Diptera, Drosophilidae. The transcript has 2 exons. Gene Ontology annotation, biological process: apoptotic DNA fragmentation. The coding region runs from base 51 to 1151 and encodes 366 amino acids. The record is from RefSeq and is a predicted model, not a curated record. Gene Ontology annotation, molecular function: deoxyribonuclease II activity.
GCAGACACUUAGUUAUUGACGAGCUGCCAUUAACGACGGAUGCUUCAGAAAUGAGAUUAUUUUGUAUUUGGUUGUUUAUUGUAUGGACUAGCUGCUGCCUCGCUAGCACAUCCACAAACAAGAGGGUUUCGUGCAAAGAUGAGCAGGGCAACGAUGUCGAUUGGUGGUACAUGUACAAGUUGCCCAAACACUUUUCCAAAAACCAUGUUGUUGCAGAUGCAAGUGGAUUGCGUUAUUUUUACGUGACCAGCAAUAGCUAUGAUAGCUGGCAAAUGUCGGGUCGGCACAUUAGCGAUGCCAACUCAAUACCAGCUCAGACAUUGAAUCCCCUCUUCGCGGACGAGCGUCACAUCCUUCUGGCUGCCUACAAUGAUGAAUUUCCCAAUGGCACCGUGUCAACUACGGGCGGUCAUACCAAGGGUGUUGUGGCCAGCGAUGGCGAGACUGGCAUCUGGUUGGUCCAUUCUGUACCUAAAUUUCCGACUAUUCCGCAAUAUAGCUAUCCAACGACGGGAGAGAAUUAUGGACAGAGUUUACUUUGUGUAACUCUCGAUCCGGCUGGCGUAGAAAAAGUGGGUGAAAUUUUGGUCUAUAACGAACCACAUUUCUACUACGAAAGGAAUCCUCUGCUUCAAACGACUAGCGAGCUGUUUCCAAGUUUGGAACGCGCCCUACAACGGCAAUGGCGCACACAGUCGCCCUACGAAAAGGAACUGGAGUUGCGUUCACUUGGGGGCAAACAAUUCCGCGUUUUCGGCAAGAGCCCAAAAGCUAAUGUAGAGCUCUACGCGGAUGUUGUGGCUCCGGCCCUGAAUGUCAAUCUUUUUGUUGAGGCUUGGCGCGAUGGUGCAAACAAUUUGCCCAACCGCUGCGAGGGCAAUCAAAAGGUUUUCAACGUCGAGGAAAUCUCAAGUUCCAGUUUAUCCCUGGACUUUCGAACUACUCUGGAUCACUCUAAAUGGGCUGUUUCCCAGGAGUCGGGCAUUAAGAUACAUCGUUGGCGAAUCGGUGGCGGCGAUUGGAUUUGUAUAGGAGACAUAAAUCGGCAGGAGCAUCAACUAUCACGCGGAGGAGGCACUGUUUGUCACAAGAGCUCUCGUGUCUCUGAUUUAUAUCGCAAAUUAGUGGUAACCUCUGAAAAGUGUCCCUAAGGUGAAUUCUUUAAAUGAUUGAUUUAAAAGAAAUAAUAAAGAAAUUAAUAAGAGCAAAAAUUCAAAUCAAAUAUUAAAGUU